Messenger RNA from Westerdykella ornata, 405 nucleotides. RefSeq lists its product as uncharacterized. NCBI's taxonomy places the organism in Eukaryota, Fungi, Ascomycota, Dothideomycetes, Pleosporales, Sporormiaceae. The annotation marks the transcript as partial. The transcript has a single exon. The record is from RefSeq and is a predicted model, not a curated record.
CUCACCGCAGCUUUCUCCUCAGCCCAGUAUCUCGGCUCAUUCUACAUCUCGAACAACUGCCCCGAAACCGUCUAUGUUUGGUCCACAGCUGACACCAUUGGGCCCAUGCAAACACUCAAAACGGGCCAACAUUUCAUCGAGUACGCCCACCGCAACCCGCAAACAGGUACCGGCAUCACUGUCUUCAUCUCAAAGGACCCAGAUGGUUUGACCAAUGGUUCACCCCUGCUGCUUCUGGCGUAUUCGGUCGAUCCGACUGAACAAGACAACGCCCGUAUUUGGUAUGAGUUGGAUACGUUGCGUGGGAGUCCGUUUGAGGGGCAGAAGGUUUGGUUGGGAGGGGAUGCUUGUCCUGAAAUCAGGUGGGAGGAUGGGAGGGAGCCGGGAGAGCAGGUGGUUAAGAAC